This is a messenger RNA of Fusarium vanettenii 77-13-4, 1704 nucleotides long. Its product is annotated as histone acetyltransferase. Gene Ontology annotation, cellular component: cytoplasm; nucleus; elongator holoenzyme complex. The transcript has a single exon. The record is from RefSeq and is a predicted model, not a curated record. NCBI's taxonomy places the organism in Eukaryota, Fungi, Ascomycota, Sordariomycetes, Hypocreales, Nectriaceae. Gene Ontology annotation, molecular function: iron-sulfur cluster binding; acyltransferase activity, transferring groups other than amino-acyl groups. Gene Ontology annotation, biological process: tRNA wobble base 5-methoxycarbonylmethyl-2-thiouridinylation. The coding region runs from base 1 to 1704 and encodes 567 amino acids.
AUGACCGUGACUGCGGUCCACACCAAGAAGAAGCCCGACCUGGCACCAGAGAGCGAGCGCUUCCUGCGAUGUUGCGCCGACGUCGCCAACGCCCUCAUCGAAGACCAUGAAGCCUCCAAGGCUGGUCGCACCACUCGCGACAUCAACCUCAACUCUCUGCGCAACAAGCUAGCCAAGAAGCACAAGCUCAUGAACAUUCCGCCCUUGACCGCCAUCAUCGCCUCUAUUCCCGAGCAUUACAAGAAGUAUAUCCUGCCAAAGCUCAUCGCGAAGCCUAUUCGGACGUCUUCUGGAAUUGCCGUCGUUGCUGUCAUGUGCAAGCCUCAUCGAUGCCCUCAUAUCGCUUAUACCGGCAACAUCUGCGUCUACUGCCCUGGUGGGCCAGACUCCGAUUUCGAAUACAGUACACAGUCAUAUACUGGAUACGAGCCGACUUCAAUGCGAGCCAUUCGUGCGCGAUACGACCCCUUUGAGCAGGCGCGAGGACGAGUCGACCAGCUCAAGUCUCUUGGUCACUCUGUUGACAAGGUCGAAUAUAUCAUCAUGGGAGGCACCUUUAUGUCAUUGCCCGAGUCAUACCGAAAUGAGUUUAUUGCGCAGCUUCACAAUGCGCUGAGCGGAUACCAAACAACCAAUGUGGAUGAAGCUGUGGAGGCUGGCGAGAUGAGCAACAUCAAGUGUGUCGGUAUUACAAUUGAGACACGACCCGACUAUUGUCUACAGCCUCACCUUUCCGAUAUGCUGCGAUAUGGCUGCACAAGAUUGGAGGUUGGAGUUCAGUCGCUUUACGAAGAUGUGGCACGAGACACAAACCGAGGACACACAGUAGCUGCUGUCGCAGAGACAUUCUGCCUUGCCAAGGAUGCUGGAUACAAGGUCGUCAGCCACAUGAUGCCUGACUUGCCUAACGUGGGCAUGGAGCGAGACAUUGACCAAUUCCGAGAGUAUUUCGAGAACCCUGCCUUCAGAACGGACGGUCUCAAGAUCUACCCGACCCUUGUCAUCCGAGGCACAGGCCUUUACGAGUUGUGGCGGACGGGGCGGUACCAGAACUACACACCAAAUGGCCUGAUCGAUCUGGUGGCUCGGAUCUUGGCCUUGAUCCCACCCUGGACGCGCAUCUACCGAGUGCAGCGAGAUAUUCCCAUGCCCCUGGUCACAUCUGGAGUUGAGAACGGCAACUUGCGUGAGUUGGCUUUGGCUCGGAUGAAGGACUUUGGCACGACUUGCCGAGAUGUGCGGACGAGAGAGGUUGGUGUCAAUGAGAUCAAGAACAAGAUUCGACCCAAUCAGAUUGAACUUGUUCGAAGAGACUAUGUCGCCAAUGGUGGCUGGGAGACCUUCCUUGCCUACGAGGACCCCAAACAGGAUAUCCUCGUUGCUCUACUACGGUUGCGAAAGUGCACAGAAAAGUACACUUACAGGGAGGAGCUCAUCGGCCAACCCACCAGUAUGGUCAGAGAGCUUCACGUCUACGGCACAGCCGUCCCCGUGCACGCCCGCGACCCCCGCAAGUUCCAGCACCAGGGUUUCGGUACACUACUUAUGGAAGAGGCCGAGAGGAUCGCACGGGAGGAGCACGGCAGCGACAAGAUCAGCGUCAUCUCUGGUGUCGGUGUGAGGAGUUACUACAAGAAGCUCGGAUUCUGGCUUGAUGGGCCUUAUAUGAGCAAGUGGUUGGAUGGACGGGAGGGUCCUCAGUGA